This is a messenger RNA of Gavia stellata (red-throated loon), 524 nucleotides long. RefSeq names its product stum, mechanosensory transduction mediator homolog (gene STUM). The transcript has 4 exons. Bases 1 to 411 code for a protein of 136 amino acids. Lineage: Eukaryota; Metazoa; Chordata; Aves; Gaviiformes; Gaviidae. The record is from RefSeq and is a predicted model, not a curated record.
AUGGAUCCCUUCCCCAAAGACGGCGAGAGCGCGGCGGCCGGGGAGCCGAGCCGGGGCGCUGCCCCCUCCAGCGGGGUGGUGGUGCAGGUCCGGGAGAAGAAGGGCCCCCUGCGCGCCGCCAUCCCCUACAUGCCGUUCCCCGUGGCUGUCAUCUGCCUCUUCCUCAACACCUUCGUGCCGGGGCUGGGAACGUUUGUAUCCGCUUUCACCGUGCUGUGCGGAGCCCGGACCGACCUCCCCGACAGGCACAUGUGUUGUGUCUUCUGGCUGAACAUUGCUGCUGCUCUGAUUCAGAUCCUGACGGCGAUCGUGAUGGUUGGCUGGAUUAUGAGUAUAUUUUGGGGGAUGGACAUGGUCAUUCUCGCAAUUUCACAAGGCUACAAGGAACAGGGGAUCCCACAGCAGCUGUAGUGGCUGGGACAAGUGUGGUCAGAGAAACACGGCGAGAGAUUUCCUUUGGCAGCUGUGGGCCACGGACGUUUUCAUUACCCUUUGUCUUUCUUCUUCCUUUUGUUUUGUUUCCU